Molecule: messenger RNA, 1404 nt
Organism: Theileria annulata
Lineage: Eukaryota; Apicomplexa; Aconoidasida; Piroplasmida; Theileriidae
Product: Theileria-specific sub-telomeric protein, SVSP family, putative
Exons: 1
Coding region: 1-1404 (467 amino acids)
Source: RefSeq, a predicted model, not a curated record
AUGAUCUAUUAUAGAUAUUUAGUUUUAUUCAUUAUAAUUGGUUAUUCAAGAUGUGCUGAUAAACCAAGUAACACAGAUAUAACUACUGGAGAUGGAAGUGAUUAUGAAGAAGAUAACUUUCAGGUAAUAGAAACUACUGAAACUCUGACUGAAGGACUAACUGAAACUCAACCAGAACAUGAACAUGAAACUACUCGGACUGAAACUGUUAAUGAUGUAGAAACACAAACAGAUCUAGAGCAACUUGAACAUGAACCUCAACCAGAUAAUGUACCACCACCAAUACAGCCUACAAGAUAUUAUUUAAUAGAACCUCAAUUUCAGUAUCCAGGAUAUCAUUCUAUAUAUUAUUAUCCACCACAUCAACCAGUAUAUCUACCAUUACAACCUCAAUAUCCAGUACCUCAACCUAUACCACAGGUAGAACCUACACAUUAUUAUCCAGGAUAUGAAUAUCCAGAAUAUGAACCUCAACCUACUCCUAUACAACCUCCACAACCACAACCACAACCAGCUCAACCACUACAACCUUAUCAAUCUCCUCAACUACAUUAUGAACCUUAUCAACAGUAUUAUCCAGGAUAUCCACCUGUACCUUAUCCACCAUAUCAGCCUCAUCCAGGAUACCAACCACAACCUACACCUCAGUAUGGACCUUAUGGACCUUAUCAACCAUAUUAUCCUGAACCACAUCAACCUUAUGGACCAUAUCAACCACAACCAGUGCCUAUUGAUGAAGGUAUACAAGAAAGUAUUGAUGAACCUCAAUAUGUAGAAAAACAACGAAAGAAACCGAAGAAAAAAAAAUAUAAAUCAAUUAUUUUUAUGAAGAAAGAUCAGGAUGGGAAAUUAGUUGAAAUGGAUGGUGAAGAUUACAAAAUGGCAUUUAGUGAUUCAUUCAAAUCAAAAUUUAUUAUUAAAGGAAAACUUGAAGAGAUAUUUUUUGAAGGUGAGACCGUAUGGAAACACAUGGAUGGAAAUGAUUAUCCAUCAUUUGUAGCAUAUAAUAAAAUAAUUAAAAAAUUUUUAAUCUUUGUUGGUCAAAGAUUUUUCUUAUCUAGAAAAGUUAAUGGUACAUGGAAAAUAAGUUCACGGAAAGUUCCAAAAUAUCUUAGGAUGUUCACUAAAGAUGAUGAGGGGAAUGAUGUCAAAAUAACUGAUAAUCAAUACGAUUUUGAAGUUACUCAAAGAGGAGAAGUGAUAUAUAAAAUUGUACCUGGAGUUAAAUGCAACAAAAUUAUGAUUAACGAAAAAUCAAUAUAUAUUAAUAGAUUUAAUAAAGGUUUCCCAUUAUCAGUCUACCUUAAUCUAGAAGGAGAACUAAUAGUUGAAUUCAAGAAUUGUACAAUUUUAUUUAAAAUAAUUGAUGGAGACUAUAGACCAUUAAUUACUAAACGACGCUAA